GGAGCUGUUCAGCCAGGAGUACGUGAACAUACUGGCCACCUUCGCGCGGUCCGCCAGGAAGAUCUGCGCGGCGCAGCCGUCGUUGGUGGAGGCCCGCGCCCCCUGCAGGAUCUUCGGGGACAUCCACGGCCAGCUGCGGGACCUGCUGCUCCUCUUCUUCGCCUUCGGCGCUCCAACGAGCGCAACGCGCCGAUGGUUGUCUUCAACGGCGACUUCGUGGACCGGGGCGAGCACCAGCUGGAGGUCAUGGGCUUGCUGCUGGCCUUCAAGGUGCUGCUGCCCGAGAAGGUGUGGCUGGUGCGCGGCAACCACGAGUUCCGCUUCAUGAACGAGAAGUACGGCUUCCUGGACGAGUGCAACAAGAAGUUGGGGUCUUUUGGGCCCAAGCUGUUCGAGUUGUUUCACCGGGUCUUCGACGUGAUGCCAGUAGCCUGCAUGAUCUCCGACCGCAUCCUGUGCGUCCACGGGGGUAUCGGCGAGGGCAAGUGGAAGGUCGAUGACAUCCGAGGAGUCCGCCGGCCGCUGAAUGACGACGUCUCGGAUCCAGAGUUGCUGUGGGUCCACAAUUUGUUGUGGUCGGAUCCAAUUGAGGAUGACAACGAGAACGCCGACGUCUUCGGAGUCCACGUCUCGCCUAGAGGCGGCUCACUGUCAACCUUUGGCUGGAACGUCACGAAAACGUUCUGCGCGCGCAACGGACUGGGCCUGAUCGUCAGAAGCCAUCAGUCCAAGAGGGACAGCUUGGGGAUCGACAUCAUGCACGAGAACCUGCUGAUGCGAGUUUUCUCCGCGAGGGACUACGAGGGCCACGGCAACGACGGAGCCGUGCUCCUGGUGAAGCCAGUGGAUCCAGAGUUGCCAGAUGGUCUGUUGUCAGUGAGACCUCAGGUGUUGCGGUCAAUUGCCAAGGGAAAAAAGGCGAAGGCGACCGUGGCGGAGAAAGACAGGUUGGCCUCGUCGAAGCCGGCGGCGGAGGAGCGACAGACUACGGCGGGCAGUGCCGAUCCUACUCCCGACGAAGACGAGGACGAAGACAAGGGCCCCGCCUUUGAAAGCAGGAGGUCACUGCGGCAGUCUCACCCCACAAGCUGAGCCUAGAGAGUCCCCAGUGCGAGGCGCUGUCGCACCCCAUCCACACCCCACCCCACCGUCUCCUCCUCGACCUGGUUCGGGCACUCCCCGUUUCCUCGCUUGCAUGCUCGCCUGUGCAUGCGCGCGUGCAUGCACAGAGCGAGCCAGGUGCACCGCGGAGAUCUGCCAAGCGUGCGAGGAUCAUCCCACGAGCUGCCAGUAGCAGGCCGACUCUCAAGAGGCAUCGCGACUUUGUGUUUCUGUAACCGGGUCGCGGGAGAUUCGGAUCUUGCAUGUCCAAUGUUUGCGCCUGCAGAUUCGCAAAUAUUGUCCGUUUUGCUGGGCUGUCCGCAAAUAUUCCGAGUGUCACGCCAUUCAUCACCGUGUAGCUUUUGUAUGAUAAUGGGUUGCUCACCAAGCUUCGGAGCGCCAUCCCACUACUGAUAAGUCCUGUGUGUCACCUUGAUGCGCGUCCAAACGCCCAGCUCUGUCUUGACCACUGUCCACCUAUCUUGCCACGCUACAUGAAUCCUGUGGCAGCUUUGUUGGGUCUUGUCCGCGCGGAAGUGGAUGCGGGCCGUUUUCGAGGAGGUCGUGCCAUUGACCUGCAGUGAGUUGGGGUAAAUCUGCACUGUGAUGUCCUACGGUGGGGGCGUUCGUUGAGGAAUGUACCCUCGAUUCUUAUCCAAUGAUUCCUUGUCCAAUGUCCCCACCGUGCCCAAUGCGUGCGCACGCGCAGUGAUUUCGGCCGGCUGCGGCCAGGGUCACUCUUGCGUGUAGAAAGGCACCCGCGCGGACCUCGCGCGUGCAGACGACAUCCCUGCGCGAACACCUGCGUAUCGACGCUGGUGCCGCCUCCUCCUGGCCCGGACCAGAGGCCGUUUGAGGCGCCGCCCCUGUUGCGCUGGAAGGAUGGACGAGAAGAGAGGAUGUGAAGUUUCACACCGACCGCGCGCGGCAUCCGAGCUGCCCUCCCGGGCCGGAGCGGCCUCGAUCGACGGUGCCCGCGCGCGUGGCCAACGUGAGCCGCAGGACCUGUGCGGCGCUCUCGAGCAAG
Molecule: messenger RNA, 2128 nt
Organism: Prorocentrum cordatum
Lineage: Eukaryota; Dinophyceae; Prorocentrales; Prorocentraceae
Source: the annotation of a GenBank genome assembly